AUGUUGACUCGCGCCGUUGUCAAUCCCUGCGACCUUGCGCUCUCCUCUCUCCCCUGCUGCUCGGCUCGCGCGUUCUCCCCUCCCCCCACCGCGGCUCUCGUCGCGCGGCCGUGCGGCGAGUCCGCCGCCAAGCCAUGGCGACUUCCCUUCAGCGAUUCUCCGAAACGGUAUGGCGGUCGAGCCGCGACCAAGUCGCGGGUCCGCGUGCUGCCGCGCGCUAGUGCGACCCGCCAGCAGCCGCUUCAAAACCAGCAGAGCCCGCAAACGCCGGAGCCGGGGGAGAUUCAAUUCACCGCCGAGCGCACCGUCUUAAUUCCCUGCCCGCAGGUUCGCGUGCCGGCCGCGGGUCCUGGAGCAGCCGCCGGCAGCGCGGAACGGCCAGCCGUUAGGGCUGCCGGCAGCGUUGCCGGUGACGGGCAGAUAGUGAGCGUGGACGAGUACUUGGGGGAGAAUACGGAGCGGAUAGUGCGCGUGGUGUUUCCGGACUCGAAGCGUCUGAUGCGGCUGGAUGCGGACCUAUGGCGGAUUUCAAUGCUGCAGCUGACGUUCUUUAGUAUAACAGCCACGCCGAUUUGCAUUCUAAGAGUGUACCACGACGGCACAUCUCUCCUGAACCUGGCCUUUGCCGUGCGGCUGCCCAUGCCACUCUCGCUGAUUCCCAGGCCUGCGGUAGAGGCGGUGGGGAAUGCGCUCCUGGACGGGGUUUUAGCUGUGAUGCAGGCCAGUCUUCUCAAUGGGCUAGUGAAGGAUUAUACGCUGUGGGCGACGGAAGAGGCGCAGAGGAGAGCGGGUGGUGGGGGAGAAGGUGUGGACGGAGGAUACGGGGAUCGGGACAGGGGAAGGGAGAGGGAAAGGGGGGGAGAACUGGACAGGUACCGGGACGCGGAGAGGGACGGCGGGGGAAGGGGCCAUGCGGGGGAUAGGGGGGCGGGGGGACGGCGCGACGGCGGAGAGCGUCAGCAGCGCCAGGAGCGUCGGGAGAGAGAGGGAUCGGAUGCGGUGCCGGCGCUGUACUCGAUUCACCGUGCGACGGUGCACUCGAUUCGGCCGUUCGGCAUGUUCGUGCGGCUGGAAGGGUAUCGCAAGCACGGCCUCGUGCACCUGUCGCACGUGUCUGACUAUGAGGUGGCUAAGCGGGACGACACAGACGACGCAAAGGUGGAGGCUCUUAAAGGCGUGGCGGCAGAGGGCGAGCAGGUCUGGGUCAAGGUAAUUAGUCUUAAAGACGAGACCGGCGCUGACGUCAUCGACACGACGCCGGGCCUUCCAGGCUCGGCAAACAUUCGGAUCGGGUGCUCCAUGAAGGUGGUCGCUCAAACGGACGGUGCGGAUCGCGACCCGAGUAAUCAACGGAUAGGAGGCGGGCAGGGCGGCGGCAGCAAGUGGAAAGCGCCGGUGAAAUUGGAGCUAGAAGCAGUGUUGAAUGUUACGUGCACGCGGUGUGGCGGGCAGGGGCACUUAAAGACGGAGUGCUAUGGGCCUGUGGGCGCGAGCUAUGAGCUCCUGGCUGAUGAUGCUGGGGAGGAGAGGAUAGGGGUGGACGGAGGAGGGGACGGGGCGGGUGUUGCGAGAGGCGGUGGGAGGGGUGGUGGUGGCGGUGGUGGUGGUGGGUUGCUGGGAGCUGGUGGUGUGGGGAGAGGGGAGUUUGGGGAAAGAGGGAGGGAUGCAGGAGGAGGGGGGGAUGGGGGGAGACGGGGAAUGGAUGUGCCUCAUGUGGACCUGAGGGGGAGGGGGAGAGGGCUGGCGAUGACUCAGCCUGCGUGGAUGACAGCUCAGCAGAAAGGGAUGCCGAUAGGUGGGGUGAUUGGGGAUGGUUCUGGGCUUGUGGGGGGUGUGAGAGACGAGGAAGGGCGUGUUGAUGGCGUGGCACAGGAAGGAGAGGAGAGGGGAGGGGAGAAGAGGGACAGAAAGGGAGAGAGGGAGGAGAGGAGGCGGGAGAAAGAGCGGAAACGAGAGGAGAAGGCGAAGGAGAAGGAGAAGGGAUUGGGGAUAGGGAGUGUGGAAGAUGCGUUGAGGAUUAUUGAAGAGAUGAAGAGGGAGAAGAAGGAGAGGAGGGAGAGGAAGAAGGCACGGAAGGAGGCCAAGAGGGAAAGGAGGAAGAGGAGAGGGGGUGAUGGUAGUAGCAGCUCUGAUAGCAGUGGGAGUGAGAAGAAGCGAGAGAGGAGGAGGAAACGGAGGAGGAAGGAGGAGAGCAGCAGCGAGAGUGAAGGGAGUAGUGGUUCUAGUGAUGAUGAUCGGAAGCGGAAGGAGCGAAGGAGCCACAGAGACAGAGACAAGAAGAGGGGAUCUCGACGGCACAAGAGGGAUGCCAGCAUCAUGCUGGAUGUGGCGGCGGGAAUCGAAGAAGGCAUGGAGAGCGGAAGGGGAUGGGAGGAUCUGCUCCAGAGGAGCCAGCAGCAGCUCUCGCGAUUCGCCGCAACAGAGUCCGAAUUCCCGCCCAUUCAGAGGAGUUUGGACCAGUUGGAGGCGCUGUCGCAGCAGCUGAGGGCGCGCACGUCGCGCUUGGAUGCUGUCACCGAGACCAACGCCGCCACGCGGCUGUUGGCGCGCGAGGGCAUCAACGCGGAGCAGCUCACCAAGGACCUGCGCUCAGUGCACCUCAAGACGACCUUUGAGGAUGUGUUACCAGUGGAUGCGGGCAGCGUAGAGGAAUACCUCACCCAGGUGCACGAGAUGAGUCUGGUGAUGGCGGUGCAGGCAGCAGUGCGGGAGAACACGGCUUCCUUCGACUCAUUCAUGGCUUGGGCCAUUCAGGACGACUGGCAGCGAGACAAGCGCGACCUGCUGCACGGCCUCACCCGCCUCAACCCCUCCUCCUUCCCCUCGUCUUUCUCCACUGGUGCCGCUGCUGCUGGUGGUGUUGGUGCUGCUGGUGUUGGUACUGGUGCUGCUGGUGUUGGUGCUGGUGCUGCUGGUGGGAUUGCUGGUACGCCUGGGAAGGGCCUUGGGCAGCAGCGGUUCCUCUCUGCGCUGUCCCCUCGAGCAGCUGCUGCUGCUGCUGCUGCUGCUGCGGCUGCCUCUCCUGCGGGGUUUGUGUCGCCUGGGGGGGACAGGAGAGCGGUGGGAGAGGCGAGGGAGGUGGCCUACGCGCAGGUGGUGGGGGAGUUGAAUGCUGCUGCUGAGCAAGGCGUGGUGCUCAAGGUGGCAACGGCAAUGGCAGCGGCGUAUGAGAGGGCGACAGGGGGGGAGGUGAGGGGCGAGGAGCAGCAGUCCGUUGGCACGAGGCAGAUCUGGCAGCUGGUGCAGAGUCUAUUGGGGGAGGACGAGCAGCAGCAGUCAGGGGCGUCUCUAUCACCCUCACCAUCGUCAUCAGCAGCACCUUUCCUGCGGGGGGACCGGAUGAGCAUGGUGGUGGGGGCAAGGCGGCAUCUGGAGAAGGGGCAUGCGCAGUACAUGCUCAAUGUGAUCCAGUCCCACCCCAACGAGGCAUCACUGGGCGGCUCCACAGGCAGUCUGCACCGCGUGCGGGCCUUCCUCAGGGUGCGGCUGCGGGAUCAGGGCCCUCUGGACUUUGAUGCCACGCCCACUACUCGUCUGCCUCCCCUCGACACUACGUGGCACCAGAUCUUCUACUGUCUGCGUUCGGGUUUCACCAACGAUGCCCUGCACGUCGCACAGAACUCCCGCUCUGCGCGUGCCUUUGCCCCCUUGCUUGCCACGUGGCUCUCAUCCAACGGCUCGAUCGACCCCGCCACCUCCGCAGCAGCAGCAGACGAGUGCGACCGCAUGGCGCGCACCGCAUCCCACUCCUCCCUAUCCCGCCCAGGAUCCUCCUUCACAGGAGCAGCAGCAGGGGGAGCAACCGGGGGCGUAGACCGCCGCAAAUUCCUCCUCUACGUCCUCAUCUCAGGCCGGAAAGCCUUAGCAGACAGGCUACUCCGGGAAGCCCCGUCCCUCUUCCCAACCAUAGAAGAUUUCAUGUGGUUCCAUCUUGCUAUCUUGCGCCAAGCCGACCCCUCCCCUCGCUCCCAAGCCUCCCCUUCCGGCCUCUCGUUUCCCGGCCGAGAUGGCGGCGGGUGGAUGGGUGGGUUCGGGGGCGCUUCGAGCGCCGACGCUGCUUCUGCUUCUGCCGCCGCUGCUGCUGCUGCUGCUGCUGCUGCUGCUGCAAACUCUGGGGUGUAUUGUACCCUGGAGAAUCUACAGGCCUACCUCUCCCGCUUCGACGCGUCAUAUUACACCAAGAACGGCAAAGACCCGCUGGUCUACCCGUACGUGCUGCUGCUGAGCCUGCAGCUGCACGCAGCAGUGGUAUACCAUCUAGAGAGUAUUGAUGUGGUGGACGCAGUUCACCUUGGGAUUGCCGUGGCGCACUCGGGAGGCUUGCAGUUGGCGAUGCGAGGCGGGGCGGGCGGAGGAGGAGGGGGAGGGGGAGCGAGGGGGGACGGCGCGGACGGGGGAGCGGGAGCGGGAGGGGGAGGGGGAGCAGGGGCUGUUGUUGAUGCAGAGGCGGAUAUAGCAGGGAUUAUUCGCAAGUACGCUGUAUCUGUGUUUCUGAGAGCCGGUGAUGUGCGCACAGCUCUAGAGUAUUUCGCAGUGGCUGCUGAUGUGAUUGCAGGGGGAGGGGGCGCGGGGCGGGGAGGAGGAGGCGCAACGAAGGAGCAGAGGAGGAGGAGAGCGACUGUUAUGGAGGCGACUGUUAGAGAGGUGCUACGGAGCAAGAGGGGGAUUGAGGAGCUGCUGGGGAGUGGGGGAGGGGUGGGGGGAGCGGACGGGGGGGGAGGAGGGGGAGGGGCGGGGAGAGGGGGCGGGUCGCUGGCGCGGUUUGUGGGGGAUGAGGCGGCGCAGAGACAGGUGGUGCUGGGAGCAGCGAAGGACUGUCAAGACAUGGGGCAGGAUGAAGAGGCCAUACACCUGUACCGGUGGGCGCGUGCACCUGCCGCUGCUCUGCUCCUCGUGAACGAUCGCUUCUCCCAGGCGUUGGCAGCGGUGGCGGCAGCAGCAGGGGCGGGCAGCACGGACAGUGCGGCUGUGAGGGCAGCAUCAGGGCAUGCGGCGCUGGGGAAUCAGAUCAUUGGGGAGGCGCCCCCUGCUGCCACUGCUGCUGCCGCCGGCACUGCUGCUGCUGCCCUGCCUGCAGGGGCGAGUUUCCCCGACCGUUCAUCGCUCGCAGAGCAGCAGGUGGCAUUCCGGCAGCUGGAGUCAAUCUUCCACUUCUACCUCGAUUAUGCCGCCUCACGCCUGCCCUCCGCACUGCAGCACCUCUCCGGCCUCCCCUUCCUGCCCUUUGCCGGCCGCUCACCUGUUGCCUGCGCCGCCGUGCUGCCGAGCCUGCACCGAGCCGUGGAGGACCGGCUGCCGAAGCUGCUGGAGGACGUGCUGUCGUGCCUGGACCGGCUUCCCGAUGCUGACCCGAACGUGCGGGCACUGAGGAAUAAUGUGCUGAAUCUGGUGGCAGGAACACUUCACCGCAACUGGCCCCAGCAUAUCUAUGAGCUUGCAGCGCGCAUGCACUCUGUGCCCUUAUCAGCAUAA
Closterium sp. Yama58-4 is the source of this 5472-nucleotide messenger RNA. NCBI's taxonomy places the organism in Eukaryota, Viridiplantae, Streptophyta, Zygnematophyceae, Desmidiales, Closteriaceae. The record is from the annotation of a GenBank genome assembly.